GCUGUGCGCUGCUGGCAACGCUGCAAACCCAAACCUGUGAUGGACUUGGCAAAAAGCUUUUCUGUUCAGUGGCUGAGGAAGCACAAGCAGAAGUGGCUCUGCACGCUCAGCAUGGCCAUGCUACAGAAAACCUGGCCCUGUUUCUGCUGUCAUGUUGCUGAGGAAGAGCAAUUCAACUGGUGUCAGAGGAUUUCCACUGAUAUAAAUCUGGUCAUUUUGAAGUGUUGCAGACUUCCUUCAGAGCAGUCCAGCCCCUGCCCUGAGGAACCUUGCAGCAAAGGUAUGUCUGAUAAAGAAUAUUGGAUUAGACUGAGAUGUGAGUCCAGAAGGUUUUCCCUCCCCCUCAUCGUUCCUGCCAAGAGAACUGGAGAGCUGUGGUCAGUGGCACCGCUGAAGGACAUGUGGGCUGACAGACAGUUCACUGAACAUAAUGAGUGAAAACUGCCUGGAGCAUGAGAAACGUGCAAACCAAAGCUCCUCUACAUUGCUGACGCUCAGUGGGAUCAUCAACAGAGUGAGGAAGAGAAAGCCUGAGCAUUUCCUCAGCUACAUCCAAGACUCAAACCUCUUAACCUGUAAUGGAGAUCCAACCACCUCGUGUACAGCCUGACUCUGUGCCAGCACCUUCCUCCCACUCUUGCAAGGAGGCAGGGCUCUGGCAGACAGCAGCACAGGCUUCCUCAAACACCACUCACUCCAGUGUACUUUGCAUCCUACCUGUUAUGACCAGCUCUGCACUUCAGAGGGUAGGAUCCUUCCUGCAGUCGAUCGUACUGAGCAUCCGAAGCAGAGACCUCUCCGAGAUGUCAGGUAUUGGUCCGGAGGGGCUGAUCUGCGAGCCACACAGCAGCUCCCGGGUCUACGGUACAUUAGCCGCCUCUCCGUGGGAGAGGGAUCCCAGACAGCUCCGCUGGGGAGCCAGCCCAGGAGAUUUGUUAGCGGGCUGCUCCGGGGGAUCCCAGCCACCUCCGGCACCCGGGCGCCAAAGGUGCUUGUGCUGCUGCUGCUGCUGCUGCUGCCGCUGGCGCAUUUCAUCCCAACUCCAGCCAGAGCGGGGGCAAGUUGAACCGGAGACAUUAGAGCCACUGUGCUUCGGAGAGACGGGGGAGCGCGGCCGCACCAUGCCUGCGAUCAAGAAGGAGCGACUUGACAGGGAGGAGAUGGCCCUGGCAGCUUUUAACCAGCCCAUGGAAACCUUACCUGACUAUCUCGCCCCACUGGCCGCCGCUGCCAUGCCGGUGGUGGCCCCGCACCCGCCGGCUUACGACCAGCUCUUUGCCCCCCGUGCGUACCUGGGCUUCCAUGAGACCCACCGCCCCCACCCGCAUCACCCGCACCACCCCCACCACCUCCCCGAGGACCUGAUGCUGGAGAGGUUUUCCUCCAUCCCGGAUUUCCAGCCCUUCUUUGACAACGGAGAGCCUUGCAUCGAGGUGGAGUGCGGGGAGAACAAGGCGCUGCUCUACAUCAAUAAGUUGUGCCAGGGGAGCAAAGGACCCUCCAUCCGGUACCGGGGAGAGUGGCUCACCCCUAACGAGUUCCAGUUUGUCAGCGGCAGGGAGACAGCCAAGGACUGGAAGCGCAGCAUCAGGCACAAAGGGAAAAGUUUGAAGACUCUUAUGUCCAAAGGAAUCUUACAGGUACAUCCUCCAAUCUGUGAUUGCCCUGGGUGUCGAAUUUCGUCUCCAGUGAACCGGGGUCGCCUGGCAGAGAAGAGGACAAUCCCCUUACCUCCAACCAAGAUCCCGAAGAAAGAGCUGACCUCCGUUUUCUCGCAUAGCGACGACAGCGAAGAGAGCGAUAAGAGCAAUGGUCAGCACCCCGAAGUAAAGCAGGAGGAGGAUCUCCACAUCAGUAUCAUGAAAAGAAGGAUACACACCCACUGGGAUUUAAACAUCUCCUUCCGAGAGACCUCUUGCAGCCGCGAUAACGACCUUUCCACUAUCAUCUCCAACCUGCAUCAGAGCCGUCAGCUCGUUAUGCCAGAGACCCAGAGCCGCUGUGAAUUCAAGAGAAACAGCAUCGAUGUUGGCUUAGGAGCAGCAGAUGAGAUUUUAGGCAAGAGAAGAGUAUGUUCUCCCAACAGCAGCAGUGAGUGUCCUUUAGAAAGCAAGAAAGCCAGAAGUGAGUCCCCAAAGGAAAACUCCCACACGCCUCUGCUUGAGGACUCGGUGACUCAGAUGACCCCGGAGGAGCACUACAGGCGCAUGAUGUCGGCGCUGAAUGAGCACAGCACCUUUGAGGAGCAGCAGCAGCAGCGUCUCUACCAGCUGGCCAACAGCAUGGCAGUGCCCAGCCAUGGAGAUCUCCUCCGUGCGCGGCAAGAAGUGGCGGCGGCGGCGGCAGCGCGGAACCCCGGCGCGAUGGAAGCGCACAUCCCCUCGGCCAGCAACUCUUCCAGCCAGCGGAGGAAGCAGGGCCUGCCCCAGCACAGGGACACACACUUCCCCGAGAGGGAGAUAUCCCACCCACCGCCUCUGCUCUCACCCCAGAACGCACCCCACAUUGCCCUGGGGCCCCACUUGAGACCUCCUUUCCUCGGGGUGCCUUCAGCUCUGUGCCAGACACCAGGUUACGGGUUCCUGCAGCCAGCACAAGCAGAGAUGUUUGCACGGCAGCAAGAGAUGCUACGGAAGCAAAACCUGGCAAGGUUGGAGAUGUCAGCCGAGAUCAUCCGCCAGAAGGAGCUGGAGAACCUCCACAGGCAAAGGCUACUGGCUGGAGACCCUCUGAGCCUGCACCCCGGCCUGCCCCCCGACCACCCGGCCCUGCGCAACGUGCACGACAUUCCCGAGGGGCACCCGCUGCGGGAAGAGCUGUCCCGGCGGAACGCCAUGCUGGUGCUGCGGCACAACAACACCCCCCUGCUGUCCCUCAACCCCAGCGUCCCCAGCAGCGCCACGCCGCCCAAGGAGCAGCCCCGGCGCGGCAGCCGCAAAGCCGCGCAUCACCGCGCCGAGCCGCAGGGCCUGAGCGAGGCCAAGGAGCUGGCGGAGCCCCGGGCACGCGAUGGCGCUCCGGACUGUAACGACGAGGAGAUGAAGGACUCGGAGAGCGAUGCGGAUGUGAGCGAUGAGAAGCCCGAGAGCCUGAAGGCCGAGAGCAGCAGCUCGGCCGCGGAGCUUAAGGAGUGCAAAGAGACGGGCAAAGCGUGCGAGGGGGCCAAGGAGCUGGGUGAAGGGGCUCCCGGUCAAACCGCUCCCUGCAGCUCCUCCAGCGCCGAGUCCCCCAGCCAUCUGCUGGGGCCAGGCAUCAACAAAACCGAGGUGAAAUACCUGCCGCCAGCCUCCCUCCCACCGCCUCAGCCGCUGCCCUUCGGAUUCCCGUACACCAUGAGCCCGUACUUCCACGCAGGCACCAUGGGAGGUCUGUUUCUGGAUGGGGAGGAGAGCCCCGCAUUGGAAGACAUCAGCAAAUGGACGGUGGAGGACGUGUGCAGCUUCGUGUCCAACUUGUCCGGCUGCACCGAGUACACUCAGGUAUUCCGAGAGCAGGCUAUUGAUGGGGAGACCCUGCCCCUCCUGACGGAAGAGCACUUACUGAACAACAUGGGGCUGAAACUCGGACCUGCACUGAAGAUCAGGUCACAGGUGGCCAAGAGGGUGGGCAGGGUCCUGUACAUGGCGGGCUUCCCCAUGGCCUUCCCCCUGCAACCGCCCGGCCUGCGGCCCCCGGAGCGGGAGCUGCCCCCGGCCGCGGAGCUGCGGCCGUCGUCCACGGGCAGCGUGGCCUCCCCCUUCAGCGGCCUCCCCUCCGCCAGCCGCGUGUCCCCGAAGCAGGAGAACGGGGCCCCCGGCGUCCUGGCCGCGCUCAGCGACACCACGAAGCCUCCGUCCUAACUGCAGGGGCAGCUCCCGGUGGCCUGGACUGAGGUCAUGGAGCGAAGUGAAGGUCGAGAGCAUGGGGAGGCCAGGAGAGCCUCCCUCAGCUGUGUGAGACACAGGGGUGAGGAAGGGAGGGGGUUCAUUACAUUGGAUGCAUUUGCUUUUUGGUUGGGGUGGAGAAAACCCAACCGAGACUAAAAAAAAGAGAAGGAAGGAAACAAUCCAAAGAUGUCCUGAGACAACGCGAGUGAAGGGAGAGUGAUUCUAGAGGCUGCAGCAGCGUUCCCGUUCCCUUUCACCCCCCUUCUCGCUCCCCGGAGCCGUAGGACAGGGAAUGAACACUUUGCCUUCAGAGAACCACGGCUUUCAGGACCUUCUGGGGGGGCUCAAACAGGGAGGGGAAGAGGCGACCGCUGCUCCCAACGGUACUCAGCAUCCCUGAGGAGAAAACCCCAUCACCAGAACUGAAAGCACCCACCUUCCCAGCUGGCUCCUCCUCCCUGGAAACUGGACUCAGUUCCUCAUUCAGGUGUCUAUGCAUCAAUAGCAACUUUGAACCAAUACCAAAGACAGCCAAAAACAAAGACAAAGAAGAACUAAAAGGCAAGUUCGGGUCCAUGUUUACUUCGGAGUGGAUGGUACGGCACAGCCCGGGGGCUGCCCCCCUCCUGGCACGCAGAGAACAGGCUCUGCCCAUGCUCCAGCCCUGCAGAGCCGCUUGGUUUUGCCCAUUCGAUGCUUUGUAAAGAGAAGAGCCAGCGAUGUGCUCUGGUGGGCUGCCGGGGCCCCCCGGCCUCCCUCACGUGUCCAACAGACUCAUUUCUCCAUUGGGGUGGGGGUUUCUUUUGUUCUGGGGUUGUUUUGGUUCUCGUUUCAAGCCUUGUUACAGAGGUGGAUGCAGUUGCACAUUCUGGCCUGCUGUGGACCAUGAGACAGGUACCUGUGCGUUCCCAGAGCAGGGGAGGGAUGCUGGGGGGGGGGGGGGGGGUUCAGGCUAAAACCAAUGGGUAAGAAAGAGUUUUACUACUGUGAAUGCGAUGGUAACUCCUGGGGGUGCCCUCCUGUGACUUGUACAGUUGUGAACAACAACCACACGUGGUACUUUCCUCUCUGCUCCCCCUGCCCUUUUCUGUUUCAAGGUUGCACGUGCUGCCGUCCUUUUGUUACCAAACUUCGCUUGGUGGUACAUUAGCUUCUUUCUAUUGUAAAAACCAACCAGCCAUUGCCCAUCACAUCACCAUACAAACGCUGCCCAGCAAUCAGUUUAAAUAAAAAAGGAGAAACACUUCAUUUCCAACCGGUA
Messenger RNA from Pezoporus occidentalis (night parrot), 5127 nucleotides. It is a transcript of the gene SAMD11, whose product is annotated as sterile alpha motif domain containing 11. The transcript is spliced from 22 exons. Lineage: Eukaryota; Metazoa; Chordata; Aves; Psittaciformes; Psittacidae. The record is from RefSeq and is a predicted model, not a curated record. Gene Ontology annotation, molecular function: DNA binding; protein binding. The coding region runs from base 579 to 3839 and encodes 1086 amino acids.